AUGUUGCGGAUGGAUGUGUCAUAGGUGGUGUCUCAGUUUGGGUUAUUGGUUACCCUGCAUAUUUUUAAUUAAAUGGAAAUGUUUAAUAAUCUGGAAAUGAGAAUAAAGCGUUUUGUGAUUUGGUUCUUUGGUUUAUCAAUUUUAAUAAUCAUAUACAAACUAAGUAUAAUAGAAUCUGAUGUUGAAAAGUUGCAAUUUCUUAAAGAAACUCUGUUUUUGAAUAAAGAACAGUUGCAAUUGUCACAUCAUCAAUUGUUACUUGUCGAGCAUUUGUACCAAAACAAAGUAGGUGGUGGAUUGCCCACAAUAUAUGCAAUAACCCCAACAUAUUACAGACAUGUACAAAAAGCAGAAUUAACUAGAAUCUCACAAACAUUGGCUUUGGUACCAAAUAUACAUUGGGUCGUUGUUGAAGAUUCUGAGGAGAAAACAGAUUUGGUUAGAAGAAUACUCAAUGACUCUAAUAUUAUAUUUACUCAUCUCAAUGCCAAGACUCCACCAUUCGAGCAGCUAAAAGAUAAGGAUCCCAGGUGGAAAAAGCACAGAGGUGUGGAGCAGAGGAAUGCAGGAUUGAAAUGGCUUAGAGAUCAUUUGAAAGUCAAUGAAGAUAAAGGUGUUGUUUACUUCAUGGAUGAUGACAACACUUACAGUAUUAAAUUAUUUAAAGAGAUAUCUAAAGUAAAGAGGGUUGGAGUGUGGCCUGUUGGUUUAGUAGGUGGUCUAAAUGCUGAAUUACCUAUUCUUGAUGAAAAAACUGGUAAAGUGAUUGGCUAUAAAAGUGGAUGGAAGCCAGAUCGCCCUUUUGCCAUAGACAUGGCAGGAUUUGCUAUUAAUUUAGAUUUAAUACUAACUAAAUUACAAGCAAAUUUUUCUUACAAAAUGGAGCAUGGCUUGCAAGAAAGCGAGUUUUUAAGUUUCUUUACAACAAAAGAAAAUCUUGAGCCUUUAGCAUCAAACUGUACAGAAGUUUAUGUAUGGCAUACAAGGACUGAGAAACCAAAAAUUAAUGGUUUAAUUCCAGAUUUAGAAGUUUAAUAAAAAUUAAAUAAGGAACACAUGAUUAUUCAGAAUAAUAAAUAUUUUUUAACCCCAUGCCUGUGUUUUACAAUAA
Nicrophorus vespilloides is the source of this 1111-nucleotide messenger RNA. Its product is annotated as galactosylgalactosylxylosylprotein 3-beta-glucuronosyltransferase I. The transcript has 4 exons. Gene Ontology annotation, molecular function: galactosylgalactosylxylosylprotein 3-beta-glucuronosyltransferase activity. NCBI's taxonomy places the organism in Eukaryota, Metazoa, Arthropoda, Insecta, Coleoptera, Silphidae. Gene Ontology annotation, cellular component: Golgi membrane. Bases 73 to 1035 code for a protein of 320 amino acids. The record is from RefSeq and is a predicted model, not a curated record. Gene Ontology annotation, biological process: chondroitin sulfate proteoglycan biosynthetic process; carbohydrate metabolic process.